GAUUAGGAAAUCGACAUAUUACAUAUUCUCCUAUGUUUAUAAAUAGAAAAAAAAACAUCAUUUUUGUUAUAUUUGUAUGUCUGAAGGUGAUAUUUUGUGUUGACAAUAGCGACUUGUAUUUAAUUAUCAGAAAAAAGUUGAAGAUAUGAAGUGGCUAUUAAAUUUGACAGCCACCAUAUGCUACCUCAAUCUUUCCGCAGCAGAAGAGGUGAGGCUUCUAGACCUGGAACCCAACGAAGCGGAAAACAUCAUAGAACAACAAGACCAAACUCUCAAUUAUGCACCAAAAAUCGAAUCUAAUGUGCCUGCUGUCCGAUUAAUAGGUCAAGUGCCCCAUGAAGUCCUCGAAGAUAUUUAUUUAGCUAAGCAAUACCAUGGUCAAGAUGGUUUGGGGGGAUACCUCUACGGCUACCAAAUACCAGACAUAUCAAAGAAUGAAAGGAAAAAGGCUAGUGGAGACCUUAAAGGUUCUUACAAUUAUAUAAACGGAGCUGGACAAGAAAUCAAGGUUGAAUAUUGGGAUAAUGGUAACGGUUUUCAUCAAAGCGACAACAUUCCGCAAAUCUUGCCACAACAGAUUGAGGAAUCUCCUGAAGUAAAAGCUGCCAAGGAUGCUUUUUUGAAGAGAUGGCAAGAGGAAGCUGAGAGAAAUAGUCAUCCAAUUGAGAGUCCAUUUAACGGUAAAGGGCAAUACGUUAGCGGACCUCUGACUAUCCAAGAACAGCAGACGACACAAUUGUUUGGUCAACAAUUUCAAGGAGCUGCAUCUGCUCAGCAAAAAAUUUUUGCUCAACCACAACAGCAAAACAAUGAAGACAACUUUAAAGAAGAUGAAGGAAAAUAUGUGCCAGAAGAAUCAGAAGAAAGUACUGGACCUCCAAAAGGAUUCUUUUACAAAUUUGAUUACCCUGUGGGAAUUAUCACCCAAGAUAAAGGUAGGGCUCUAAAUGUGGGAAAAGAUGGGGAUUUGAGAAAUGUUUAUGAACAAAACAAGCAACGUUUUGAGAGACAGUUGGAAAAUGGAGGUGGAAAAAGUGAUUCCCGAUAUUUUAUUGCUAAAAAGUAAGAGAAUACGAAGGAGAUGUUAACAGAAAGCCAAUAUUUAGUGCCAGAUAUAAUUUAACUUUAUAUUAGAAAUAUUAAUAAAAAAGUUAAUAAAGCUGAUGAAAUUAUUAAA
Anthonomus grandis grandis is the source of this 1177-nucleotide messenger RNA. RefSeq lists its product as uncharacterized. Lineage: Eukaryota; Metazoa; Arthropoda; Insecta; Coleoptera; Curculionidae. Gene Ontology annotation, molecular function: structural constituent of chitin-based larval cuticle. The coding region runs from base 146 to 1066 and encodes 306 amino acids. The record is from RefSeq and is a predicted model, not a curated record. Gene Ontology annotation, cellular component: chitin-based extracellular matrix. The transcript is spliced from 5 exons.